Molecule: messenger RNA, 1275 nt
Organism: Ipomoea nil (Japanese morning glory)
Lineage: Eukaryota; Viridiplantae; Streptophyta; Magnoliopsida; Solanales; Convolvulaceae
Exons: 2
Coding region: 1-1275 (424 amino acids)
Source: RefSeq, a predicted model, not a curated record
AUGGAUGAGGAGUUUAAUGCGCUCCUCCAUAAUCACACUUGGCGACUGGUUUCGGCUUCGUCUGACAUGAAUAUUGUGGGGUGCAAGUGGGUGUACCAAACCAAGCGUAAGGCUGACGGUUCAGUUGAACGGUAUAAGGCGCGGUUGGUUGCCAAAGGCUGUAAUCAGGUUGCCGGGGAGGAUUUCUUUGAAACUUUCAGCCCGGUGGUCAAGCCAACUACACUGGACGUGCAUAACGCCUUUCUUAAUGGGCGCUUAGCUGAAUCUGUGCUUAUGAAGCAUCCUCUAGGCUAUGUUGAUCCAACUUUCCCAGACCAUGUGUAUCAUUUACAGCGAUCUCUUUAUGGUCUGAAGCAGGCCCCACGGGCUUGGUUUAGGCGCCUGCAUGAUUAUCUGCUCUCAGUCGAGUUUAAGUCGUCCAAAACCGACGUUUCUUUAUUUUAUUAUACUCUUGCAGGUGCACAUGUUUUCUUGCUUGUAUACGAUGAUGACAUCCUUUUGAUAGGUAGUGACCCGGCUUUGGUUGAUUCGCUUUUAAGGCAGCUUGCUACGGCCUUUAAGAUUCGUGAUCUGGGCUCCCUGAGUUUUCUUUUCGGGAUACAGCUGGUUCCUAUUGAUGAUGGUUUUGUGUUGUCCCAGCGCCGUUAUAUGUCUGAUAUUUUGACUCGGGCUGGUAUGGUGGAUUGUAAGCCACUUGCUACUCCUCUGUCAGUUGCUCGGUCGUCUGAGCUAUCUACUGAGCCUUUUGCGAAUCCCACACAGUAUCGUAGUCUGGCGGGUGCAUUGCAGUACUUGACCGUCACUCGAUCGAAUUUGUCAUAUGCUGUCAAUCAGCUCUGUCAGCAUAUGCAAUCUCCCAUGGUUUAUGACUGGGUUGUGUUGAAGCGUGUUCUUCGCUAUGUCAAGGGCACAUUGGAUUUUGGUUUGCGUCUUCGGCCUUCGCCUCACUCUACUUUGCAUGCGUACUCGGACUCGGAUUGGGCUGGGGAUCCGGCAGACCGGAAGUCUACCAGCGGAUUUGCUGUUUAUCUUGGCUGCAACUUAGUUUCUUGGGUAUGUCGCAAGCAGCGCAUGGUGGCUCGGUCGUCGACUGAGGCUGAGUAUAAGGGCUUAGUUGAUGUGGCUGCAGAAGUUACGUGGAUUGUGUCCUUAUUGGCUGAGAUUGGCUUACCAGUUUCUUCACCACCGACCCUCUGGUGUGACAACCUCAGGGCUACGUACAUGUGCGCCAAUCCUGUUUUCCACGCGCGCACGAAGCAUGUGGAGGUCGAUUAG